This is a messenger RNA of Anopheles nili, 1437 nucleotides long. RefSeq names its product odorant receptor coreceptor (gene Orco). Gene Ontology annotation, biological process: sensory perception of smell; detection of chemical stimulus involved in sensory perception of smell. Lineage: Eukaryota; Metazoa; Arthropoda; Insecta; Diptera; Culicidae. The record is from RefSeq and is a predicted model, not a curated record. Gene Ontology annotation, molecular function: odorant binding; olfactory receptor activity. The transcript is spliced from 8 exons. Gene Ontology annotation, cellular component: plasma membrane. The coding region runs from base 1 to 1437 and encodes 478 amino acids.
AUGCAAGUCCAUCCGACCAAGUACGUAGGCCUGGUCGCCGACCUGAUGCCGAACAUCCGAUUGAUGCAGGCAAGCGGACACUUCCUGUUCCGGUACGUCACCGGGCCGAUCCUGAUCCGGAAGGUGUACUCCUGGUGGACACUUGCCAUGGUGCUGGUGCAGUUCUUCGCCAUCCUCGGUAACCUCGCGAUGAACGCGGAAGACGUGAACGAGCUAACGGCCAACACGAUCACGACGCUGUUCUUCAUGCACUCGGUCACAAAGUUCAUCUAUUUCGCGGUCAACUCGGAAAACUUCUACCGGACGCUUGGCAUCUGGAACCAAACCAACUCGCAUCCGUUGUUCGCGGAAUCCGACGCUCGGUAUCACUCGAUCGCGCUUGCCAAGAUGCGGAAGCUGCUCGUUCUCGUAAUGGCCACUACGGUGCUGUCUGUUGUCGCCUGGGUCACGAUAACGUUUUUCGGUGAGAGCGUGAAGGAUGCGUUCGAUAAGGAAACCAACGAAACGUACACGGUGGAAAUUCCCCGGCUACCUAUCAAGUCCUGGUAUCCUUGGAACGCGAUGAGCGGCCCGGCGUACGUGUUCUCUUUCAUCUACCAGAUUUACUUCCUGCUGUUUUCGAUGGUCCAGAGUAACCUCGCGGAUGUGAUGUUCUGCUCGUGGCUGCUGCUUGCCUGCGAGCAACUGCAACACUUGAAGGGAAUCAUGCGCCCGCUGAUGGAGCUUUCUGCCUCGCUGGACACCUACCGGCCGAAUUCGGCCGCUCUGUUCCGAGCGAUUUCAGCCGGUUCCAAAUCGGAGCUCAUCAUCAACGAAGAGAAGGAUCCCGACGUGAAGGACUUUGAUCUGAGCGGUGUCUACAGCUCGAAGGCGGACUGGGGCGCGCAGUUCCGCGCUCCCUCGACGCUGCAGACGUUCGACGAUAACGGAAGGAAUGGAAAUCCGAACGGGCUCACCCGGAAGCAGGAAAUGAUGGUUCGCAGCGCCAUCAAGUACUGGGUCGAGCGGCACAAGCACGUCGUACGGCUCGUUUCGGCCAUCGGUGAUACCUACGGACCGGCGCUGCUGCUGCACAUGUUGACGUCCACCAUCAAGCUGACGUUGCUGGCGUACCAGGCGACCAAAAUUGUCGGCGUUAACGUGUACGGACUGACCGUAAUCGGAUACCUGUGCUACGCUCUGGCGCAGGUAUUUCUGUUUUGCAUCUUCGGUAACCGGCUGAUCGAGGAGAGCUCAUCCGUCAUGGAAGCGGCGUACUCGUGCCACUGGUACGAUGGUUCGGAGGAAGCGAAAACGUUCGUCCAGAUCGUGUGCCAACAGUGCCAGAAGGCGAUGACUAUUUCCGGGGCUAAGUUUUUCACCGUUUCGCUGGAUCUGUUCGCAUCGGUUCUCGGUGCCGUUGUCACCUACUUCAUGGUGUUGGUGCAACUGAAGUAA